Phascolarctos cinereus (koala) is the source of this 1863-nucleotide messenger RNA. Lineage: Eukaryota; Metazoa; Chordata; Mammalia; Diprotodontia; Phascolarctidae. The record is from RefSeq and is a predicted model, not a curated record.
GGAGAGCAGGGUGAUGUGAAUGGGGAAGCGGAGCCUCGGGAGGCAGAGGUCAGCUUCCGGGCUAGCCUGGGAUGGGCCUGCCACGUGGCUAACUCCUUAAGGAUUUCCCAGGCAGGAGGCAGGAUAAUGCCGAGCACAAUUGUAACCAGAUAUCCGGUGUGCUUGUGAGGAAGAGGGUUGCUUCCCUCGUGGUUGAGAGCCUGGAGCCAGGAGGCCGCUGGGAAGCCUGAUCAUCUCUCUGUCCCUGCCUCUGAGAACAUCUCAGUUUUUCCUUCUCUUCUUGAACUUUAUCCAGGCUUUGUCCCUCCUUUCAAGGUCCCUGGGCCUGGGCAGUGGGCCAUUUCUCACCCCCCUCUGCACCUAGGUUUAAACAUUAGUGAGAAGCUAUCAGCUCAGGCCCAGGGGAGGAGCUGAGUUACACUUGGGCCAGCUUCUCCCCCCUUCGCCAGAGCCCCCUGGUUCCUGGCCCUGUGUGCCUUGGAAAAUGCCUGUGGAAGAGUUUGUGGCUGGCUGGAUCUCUGAGCCACAGCUGUUGGGACAGCAGGAAAAGGUGGCUGCUUUUCCAACUCUGAACUACGUUCAUCGUGGCAUAGAUCGGCUCUCCCCAGUACCUUGAUCAGGAAUUCCAUGAAGAAGAAAUCCUAGCUGGGGAGGGGUCAGGCAAACCCAAGGUGCUAGAGUCAGAGGCAGCCGAGUGAGAGCACCCAGGAGUGAAUUUGUCCUCCCUGGGCUGCAGAAGGGGGGAGAUGCACCUCGUUCUUCACGAGGAGGAAGGAGCAGGAGCUGCGGGCUUGAUACUGGGACACCCCCUAGACACAGUGAAGGUGCGGCUGCAGACCCAGAACGUGUAUCGGGGCAUUGUGGACUGUGUGAUCAAAACCUACCAACGGGAGUCUGUCCUGGGCUUCUUUAAGGGGAUGAGUUUCCCCAUCUGCAGUGUAGCCGUGGUCAACUCUGUCCUCUUUGGAACCUACAGCAACUCCCUGCUCCUGCUUAGCUCCACAUCCCACCAAGACCGAAAGGCCCAGCCCCCCAACUAUGGCCACAUCUUUGUGGCUGGCAGCAUCGCAGGGUUUGUGCAGGCCUAUUGCUUGGCUCCUUUUGACCUCAUCAAAGUUCGACUGCAGAACCAAACAGAGCCCCGGGCCCGGCCGGGAGUGGCCCCAUCCCACUACAGGGGUCCCCUGCACUGUGCCAGGACCAUCCUCCGGGAGGAGGGGCCCCGGGGCUUGUUUCGGGGAGCUUGGGCUCUGGUGCUGAGGGAUACACCCUCUCUGGGCCUCUAUUUUCUCACCUAUGAGGGUCUCAGUUGGUGGCUAACUUCAGAUGGUAAGGAACGUGGCUCAGCUACAAUGCUGGUGGCUGGGGGCUUUGCAGGGAUAAUAUCCUGGGUCGUAGCCACUCCUUUAGAUGUGGUCAAAGCACGGAUGCAAAUGGAUGGGCUUAAGCAGCAAGAAUACCGGGGGCUGCUAGAUUGCAUGGUGAGCAGUGCCCGGCAAGAAGGGCCAGGUGUCUUCUUCAGGGGAUUGACCCUCAACAGCGCCCGGGCCUUUCCUGUCAAUGCUGUGACCUUCUUCAGCUACGAGCAUCUCCUCCGGUUCCUGAGCUGAGCCUCUUGGGUAGUGUCAGCUGCUCCCCCAGCAAGUUCUAACUCUGAGAGACUGAAUCCCAAUUUGGUACCCAAAAUCUGGUGUCAGUAGUGGAAGAAGGUGGUCAGCCAAUCUGCCUUCACUCCCUAAACUGGGCAAAAUGACUUGUUCCUUGGGUGGCAGGAGUUGGGUUCCAACUGGCUUGGAUAGAAGUGACCCACCAAGAAUGGGAUGAAGGGGAACACAGACAUGCAUAAAGGACGAACAACAGACA